AUGUCUUGGUCCCAGAAGACAUUCACUCUACCCGCUCGUAGUCGUGGCUCCUACCUAAUCACCGACCAUGUUCUGCAGGAGGUGCCUGAGAUUCGCGACUACAAGGUUGGCAUGCUGAACCUGUUCGUCCAGCACACAAGCUGCGCGCUUUCGCUCAACGAAAACUGGGACGACGAUGUCCGCGCAGAUAUGAGCGAUGCGUUAGACAGAAUUGCGCCUAUGGAUAAGAAGGGAAAUCUGUACCGUCAUUCGGCCGAGGGCGAGGAUGAUAUGCCGGCUCAUAUCAAAUCUGCUCUCAUCGGUGCUUCGGUGAAUAUUCCCAUCUCCAAUGGCCGCCUGGCGACUGGAACUUGGCAAGGCGUGUGGUAUCUGGAAUUCCGUACAAGCCGCCAUUCGCGUAAGGUGGUUGCGACCAUCCAGGGCCAGAAGAAUUGA
This is a messenger RNA of Penicillium maclennaniae, 435 nucleotides long. RefSeq names its product YjbQ family protein. The record is from RefSeq and is a predicted model, not a curated record. Lineage: Eukaryota; Fungi; Ascomycota; Eurotiomycetes; Eurotiales; Aspergillaceae. The transcript has 3 exons. Bases 1 to 435 code for a protein of 144 amino acids.